CAUCACGCUGUGUGUUUCGCCUGACUUUGUUACUUGAUAAUUAUUACCUAACUAUAUAGUGGUUAUGUAAAACGGUAUAGUGCAAUGUAGAGACAGCACUAACCCGUUUUAAACAGGCUUCUCUUCAGUCGUGCUAAGCGAGCAUGUGUAAUCCUCCUCGAGGGUGAAUGCAUGACCGGAAGUAAACUUUGAUUGAAUAGUUUCAGUAAACAGCGUGGGGAGAAUCUUCAGGUAUCUGGUUAUACCUUACAUUGGAAAGGUUCUGAACGGGGACAGAGACACUCAUAAAGAAAGACCACAAGGCGAACAUGUCCCAGACUAUUCCUACAAGUCUCUCUGUUGUCCCCACUCGGGCUCUGGUUGAUGAGACGUUCAAGGUGGUGGUGGAGAAUCUGCCCCCAGCAUCUCCAGUCACACUUCAUGCCCUCCUCUACUCGGAGGACAAGGACUACUGGGAGGCUUAUGGACACUACGUCAGUGAUCACAGAGGAACAGUGUCCGUUGCAGAGGAUUUGAGUCUUGGGGGCACGUACACGGGAAAAGAAGCCAUGGGUUUGUUGUGGAGCAUGCGGCCUGAGCCCGGCAGCCGCACGGGUCUCAGGUUGAGAAAGAGGGAAGUCACCAGCCCCAUGCUGGUCCACAUCUCCGUCUACAGUGGACACAUAACCGAGGGCUUCAGGAAGCAGUCUCCUCUGGCCUCCGUGCUCACAGAGAGAUGGUACAUGGCUCCUGGAGUCCAGAGGAUUGAAAUCAAAGAAAAAGGAGUGCGAGGGACUUUCUUCAUACCUCCAGGUCCUGGACCCUUCCCCGGGCUUUUGGAUAUGUGGGGAGGUGGAGGAGGGCUGUUGGAGUAUCGUUCGGCCUUGCUGGCGUCUCAUGGUUAUGCUUCAUUGGCGCUGGAGUACUUCUCCCCCGGUGAGCUGCAGUCAGCAGAUCUACAGAUACAGUAUUUUGAGACGGCGUUUAAUAUCAUCAAGGACCAUCCUCAAGUGAUCCCAGACAAAGUUGGAAUUUUGGGUCUUUCCCUCGGCACGAUUUUGGCCUUGUAUUUGGCAGCUGAAAGCACAAACAUUAAGCCUCGCUGUUGUGUGUGCAUCAGCGGCCAUCACUUGGUUGCACCUCGACUGAUGAUUGAUGGAUCCCUACCGAACGAUCCAAAAAAAACUCGAUUUGAUGAGAACAACUACAGCAUAUGGCGAGAUGUGGUUUUACCGGUUCCCAGUGACCCCUCACAGAAAAUAGAUGUGCGUAAAAUAAAAUGUCCCAUGCUGUUGGUCAACGGAGAUGAUGAUCAGAACAGUCCAACAGUGGAGGCUGCUGAGGAUAUCGCCCAGAUGAUGCGUUCUGGAGGGAACCUGCACCUGUUGUCCACACUGACGUACCCCGACACUGGACAUCUGAUCGAGCCGCCCUACUCACCUCACUUCAGAGCUACCAACUUUAUAAUUCCCACCGCAACAAAAGAGAAAGUGAUAAUUCUGUGGGGAGGACAAACCAAACCCCAUUCAGACGCUCAGGAGGACUCCUGGAGGAAGAUCUUAUCUUUUCUACAGCAUCAUCUCUACUCAAGCACGAUCCCCAAAGCCAGGAUGUGAAUGACAACAGAACCAGGAAACACAGCAAAGUGUGAAAACCUUUUGAAUAAUUAUCUAGGGUUUUGUUUUGGUCAUAUUGUGCCUCUAGUUUCAUAACUUUAUAUCCAUAACUUAUCAUUCCAAACACUCGAGGUGAGUCGACUUGCAAAGGUUAAAUUAAUGUAAGUUGCUGAUGUCAUUAGAAACUGUCAGAAAUUGCACGAGCCCCAUGUACAGAGGCCUUGUCCUCCAAGUGAGCAGCCCGGGUUCAAAUCCGAUCUGUGGCCUCUUUCCCACAUGUCAUUCCACACUCUCUCUCUCUCUCUCCACAUUCUGUCUAAAGGUACCUGUACAGAAAACGUUGGUUUUAUAAUAUAUCUGGGACAGAAAGACGAGCCAAAGGUACUUGAGUAAUAAGCUUAAGAUCAAACUGUACAUGUUGCCAGUUAAAACAUUAAAACGCACAACGCACUGAUCGUCCUUAUAAGACGGACGGAACAGUGACCGCAAUUGAUUUUUAUUAUUUUCUGUGUUUCAACCCUUUAAAACAUAAACGACAAAUGCCAAAGGAACAAAUGUGGAGGUGGUGUUAAAGUCUUUAUAUGUGAUUUUUCACACUUAAAUGUAAUAUAAAUCAAGUAUAUCCUCUGAAAAUAACUCUGUGAGUCAUGACUGUCUACAAUGGGUGUAACACCCGAGUCCCACUGUCUGUGAUGUUUUCAGAGUUUUCAGAGUCCUAUCUUCACUUUGUUUACAUCGCCCGGACAGCCGGCUGACUCCUCCCCUCGUGUAUAAAAGUUGUUUAAUUGAGGGACUAGAGAAAAGAAGAAUAACAUACUGUACUCACUGCUUAACUGUGUUUCUAGAUCACGCUCAUUUCAGGUAAAUUUACAUGCAGUGUGAAGAUAUGAGCAUAAUAAAGAUCGCUAGCAUUAGCAUGCUAACACAACAAUGCAGCACGAGUUGUUUUGGUUUCAUGCUGGUGCUCAAGGGCGACAUCUGCUGGAUCAAAAAAAUCACAUAUAAAGCCUUUAAAGUGUUAUUCAUUAAUCUAUUGAUAGAUAGCAACUAAUUUUUUAACUUCUUUUUUCAUUUGUUAGUUUGCUAAUUAAAUCAGAUUUUGGGUAAUCUGAGUGAAUUUAGACAAUUAUUUACUGAUUUUAGUUAGCAUCGUUAGCUUGCCAACAAAUGUUUUUUUUCUUAUUUUUGUGAUUGUCUCAAACCAGCUGUAAAUCCAUGCAGUCACUGUGACAAAAAUGUUUUGAAUAUUCUGACUUUUUAAAAUAUAUUUGAAUUCUUCAUAUGAGCUGAAGAUAGGGUUACGGUGGGAAAUGUUAUUUAUACAAUUAAAGUGUGGGUGAAACUCAAUAAGCUACUUACUCACUCCAGCUGUAUUAUGUCAAUUGUAAAUUCUGAUUGUACUUCUAACGUUUAUAUUUUCCUGACGGAUGAUCAUGUCUGUGUACAAGAUGGUGCAAUCACUCUAAAAAAUGUUGGAUUCAUGGGCAUCAAUAA
Molecule: messenger RNA, 3089 nt
Organism: Labrus mixtus (cuckoo wrasse)
Lineage: Eukaryota; Metazoa; Chordata; Actinopteri; Labriformes; Labridae
Product: bile acid-CoA:amino acid N-acyltransferase-like
Exons: 11
Coding region: 309-1595 (428 amino acids)
Biological process (GO): acyl-CoA metabolic process; fatty acid metabolic process
Molecular function (GO): fatty acyl-CoA hydrolase activity
Source: RefSeq, a predicted model, not a curated record